This is a messenger RNA of Penicillium atrosanguineum, 771 nucleotides long. Its product is annotated as copper homeostasis protein CutC. NCBI's taxonomy places the organism in Eukaryota, Fungi, Ascomycota, Eurotiomycetes, Eurotiales, Aspergillaceae. The record is from RefSeq and is a predicted model, not a curated record. Gene Ontology annotation, molecular function: copper ion binding. The transcript is spliced from 2 exons. Bases 1 to 771 code for a protein of 256 amino acids.
AUGACCCCUCUCUUGGAAAUCGCCUGUUUCAAUCAGGAAUCUGCAAUCAAUGCAGCCAAUGGCGGUGCUGAUCGAAUUGAGCUUUGUCGGGAUUACGCAUCUGGAGGACUUUCACCCGCCGCCACAACUUUGAUGGAACUCAAGUCUCAGAUUACUGUUCCAAUAUACGUUAUGAUUCGCCCACAUUCAAAUGGCUUCUGCUACGACAAGGAAUCAUUUGAGAUCAUGAAAACGACAUUGUCCAAUAUGAGGAACCUCGGGGCAGAUGGUUUUGUUUUCGGCAUUCUCAACCCUCUUUCUGGAGACUCCUCGAAAAGUUUGUCUUCGUGGAUUGAUGUCGCCAGAAAUAAGGAGCUUGUCAAGCUUGCGAAAGGAAAACCGUGCACUUUUCACCGCGCUUUUGACUGCAUUCCGGAAUCUCACUGGGACACAGCGCUGGAUGACUUAAAAGGGUGUGGCUUUGCAUCAGUUCUGACCAGUGGAGGUCCAUCGAGUGACAGGGCAAUUGACUGCGUUGACAGACUAGCCGACCUUACCCAACGGCUUGAUCCACUCCAAUCUCAUUCCCAAAAAAGCUGCAACCCUCUCCAGAUCAUCGUUGGCGGUGCAGUGAGAGCGAAUAAUGUCCAAGUACUAAGGGAGACGUCCCAUGCGCAGGCAUUCCACUCUAGUGCCCUUAUAUCAUCCGAUGAGACCGUUGCGACGUCUGAGGUGGAAAGUCUGCGAGCCAUGUUGCGGGGGAAUCCACUGCAGCGAAAAAGCACCCCGUAA